Plasmodium relictum is the source of this 1797-nucleotide messenger RNA. It is a transcript of the gene GS, whose product is annotated as glutathione synthetase, putative. Bases 1 to 1797 code for a protein of 598 amino acids. Gene Ontology annotation, molecular function: glutathione binding; glutathione synthase activity; ATP binding. Gene Ontology annotation, cellular component: cytosol. Gene Ontology annotation, biological process: glutathione biosynthetic process. Lineage: Eukaryota; Apicomplexa; Aconoidasida; Haemosporida; Plasmodiidae. The transcript has a single exon. The record is from RefSeq and is a predicted model, not a curated record.
AUGGAAAAAAAAAUAGACGAAUUUUAUGACAUAAUAUAUAAUGAAAUAUUGAAUUAUUUCACAUUGCCAAAUGAAAAAAAUAAAUAUUUAAGUUACAAAAGGAUAAAAUUAUUUAUAAGUGAUUUAAUUGAUAUCCUGAAUUCGGAAAGCUAUUAUAUUUUUACUAAUUAUUGUGAAUUAAAAGAUAAAGAAAAAAUUUUUUAUAAUCCUAAACUUUUUUCUUUCACAUUAUUUCCACAAAAAUUAAGUAAAGAGUUAUUAGAAUUAUGUAAAAGAUGUACGUUACUACAUUCUGAGAUAUUUGAUAAUAUGGUUUGUGAUAUACCAUUUAUAUUAAAAACCUUUGAAAAAAUAAAAGAAUUUGAUAAUUUUUAUAAAAAUAUCAUUGAUAUAUGUGAAAAAGUAUACUUAAACAAAGAAAAUGGAAGAGAUAUAAAAAAUGACAUUCGUUGUGUUAUAGGAAGGUCUGAUUAUAUGGCUAACAAAAAUAAUAAAGAAAAAAAUGAUGUAGAAAUAAAGCAAGUAGAAUAUAAUACAAUAUCAGUAGCAUUCGGACAUUUAUCUUCUAUUUUGUUUGAAGCACAUAAAAAUAUGAUCAAACAGAUUUAUAGAGAAUAUUUUCCACAUUUUGAGGAAAUAAAUGAAAAAGAAAUAAAUGAAAUUCUAGAUAAAAAAUUCGAGAAUAAUUUCACACAAGGAAUAAUUAAAUGCUUUGUUGAAUGCCAUAAUUUAUAUAUAUCUAACUUUAAACCAUUACAAGGAAAAUACAAAACAAUCAUGAUUUCUGUUUUGAUAGAUGAUGAUUUAAAUAAAUUUGAUAAAUAUAGAACUAAGCAUGAAUUAAAUAAAUUAGGCAUUGAUCAAAAAUUUUUUACUAUAAAAGAGUUGCAAUGUUUAUUUGAAAAAAAAAAACUUUUUUUGAAUUACAGAAAUGAAACUCUACGCGACUCUUUAAAUAGAGUGAACAAGAAUUUGAAUGUUCGUGAGAAGUUCAAAUCAGGAAAAUUAUUUCUAGAUUUAAAUGAUGAUAAUACAGAUUUCUUAACUGAUGUAUAUUACGAAGAAAAUUUAUAUGAAAUAAGUGUAAUAUAUUUCCGAUGUCUUUAUUCUCCACAUCAUUUUAAUGAAACAAUUUGGAAUUUGCGAGAGAUGAUUGAAUUUAGUGAUUCAGUUAAAAUUCCAUCGUUACCAUAUCAAUUAGUGGGAUCAAAAAGAAUUCAAAUGUUACUAUUAGAUGAUGAUAUAUUAAAAAAGUAUAUUUCUUACAAUCUAAACAAAAACAAAAAAACAGAAGAACAAAUUUUAAAUGAUAUUCAUACACUAAAAAAAUCUUUCGCUUUGCAAGUUGAUCCUUCUUUAAAUGAAAAUUCUAAUAUAGUUUCAUUAGCAAUUCAAAAUGAGCAUAAUUUUUUACUAAAACCGCAGAGAGAAGGAGGAAAGAAUAACUUACAUGGGCAUGAAGUUAAAGAAAAACUAAUGCUUUAUUAUGACAAAAAAGAAAAAAAUAAAUUAUCAUUUUAUGUUUUAAUGCAAAAGUUAUUUCCAUCUUCAUUCACAGCUAUUCAUUGUAGAACAAAAAAAAAACAUAAUAACGAUAAUGAUCAAUCAUAUUUUAUUGAAUUUUCUCCUGAGAAAUCAAUCUCUGAAAUUAGUCUAUUUCAUAAUUUUAUUUUUUAUAAAAAUAAAAAUAUUCUAAAUGAGCAAAAGGGUUAUUUAAUUAGAACAAAAAAUACUAAUGAAAAUGAAGGAGGAGCUAUAUGUGGAAUUUCCAGCUUAGACUCUUUCUUUUUAAUAUAG